This is a messenger RNA of Cannabis sativa, 1061 nucleotides long. Its product is annotated as phosphoglycerate mutase-like protein 4. Bases 67 to 753 code for a protein of 228 amino acids. The transcript is spliced from 6 exons. NCBI's taxonomy places the organism in Eukaryota, Viridiplantae, Streptophyta, Magnoliopsida, Rosales, Cannabaceae. The record is from RefSeq and is a predicted model, not a curated record.
GUUCUAAGAUUUCGGAAGCGCAUCUGAGUUUAGCUUAGUUAAGAGUGAAGAGGACACUGAACCGGAAUGGAAUCGACGACGUCGUUUUUGAAAAACAGAUACUGGGUUUUGAGGCAUGGCAAGAGCAUUCCAAACGAGAGAGGCCUCAUCGUUUCAUCUCUGGAAAAUGGGAUUUGCCCAGAAUAUGAAUUGGCAUCGGAAGGUGUAAACCAAGCACAAAUGGCUGGACAAUUGUUCCAAAAGGAACUGAAGGAAAAUAACAUCCCACUCGAAAACAUUCGCAUUUGUUACUCUCCAUUUUCAAGAACAACUCAUACUGCUAAACUAGUAGCAUCUGUUCUUGGCAUUCCAUUCGAAGGCGAUCAAUGCAAGGUUAUAGAAGAUCUUAGGGAGCGUUACUUUGGCCCUUCAUUUGAACUAAAGUCACAUGACAAGUAUGCAGAGAUAUGGGCUCUCGAUGAGAAUGACCCAUUGAACAGGCCAGAAGGUGGAGAAAGCGUUGAUGAUGUUGUGGCUAGACUCACAAGGGCUCUUGCAACAAUUGAGGCACAGUUUCAGGGGUGUACAGUAUUGGUUGUGGGCCAUGGUGACCCUCUUCAAAUCCUUCAAACAAUACUUAAUGCUGCUAAGCAACACACAGGACCCAACUGUGAUAGCUUGGAAUCAAGAAUUCAAGCAGUUAGAACCCCUCCUAUCUUGUCCCAGCACAGGAAAUUUGCACUGCAAACUGCAGAGCUCAGGGCAGUUAUAUAAUAGAAAAGACCCCUCAAAAUCUGAAGUUUGCAAAUUGUUGUUUUCUCUUAGUAGAUUCUCUACUGAAAAUUUCCCAGCUUUGGUAUUGUUGAUCAUAGGCUACUGUCUAAUAAUGCUUAAUGCAGUGUCUAAUCAUGCCAACAUGACAUGUCAAUUGCUAACUAUAUAAGAUAACCAAGAGUAUUAUAACGCUUUUAAGCAUGAAAGAUCAUGGGGAAGAACUUGUUCGACGUCUUAAUUCCAAAAAUAGUUCAUUGGCUUAUGUAUGUCCUUUGGAACGAUUAAAUACAAGUAUUUGAACAUUCUCA